This is a messenger RNA of Amphimedon queenslandica, 957 nucleotides long. RefSeq names its product cation-dependent mannose-6-phosphate receptor-like. Bases 9 to 827 code for a protein of 272 amino acids. The record is from RefSeq and is a predicted model, not a curated record. The transcript is spliced from 8 exons. NCBI's taxonomy places the organism in Eukaryota, Metazoa, Porifera, Demospongiae, Haplosclerida, Niphatidae.
UCUAAAACAUGAUGAAUAAAAUUAUUUUUACCACCACGCCUAUCAUCAAAGCAAGGCUAAGGCGUUUCAGCUACAGAAAGGCGAGGAUGCAGUUGCAGGCUCAUAUUCUCAUUCUUCUUUGUUUCGUUUCAACACUAAUAGUUCUACAUGUAGAUGCAACAGACUGUGACGUGUCAUCUUCUUGUAUAGCAAGGUGCAAAGACAAAUCUUUUAACCUGAAAAGAAUUUUAGGCUCUAAGACUAAAACUAUACAAGAUACUGAUGAAUCUAAUGGUGUCUACUAUUUCCUAGUUGAUUUAUGCAAAGGAGUGUCUUGUAGUGAUGUGCCAAAAGCUGCAAUAUGUCAGAAAAAGCAAAAUGGUACAAGUGCUUUCAGUCUUGGCCCACUUUCUAGCGGUUUAGUGACUCUUUCCAAUACAUCAGAUUUCACUGUAACAUAUAAUGGGUAUACUCAAGGAGACGGCAACUUAAGGGUAGCAAUAAUUAAUUUUAUUCAUGGAAAGAAGUCUGACUUCAAAUAUGAACGAGAAGAAUCAGGUGGUGUUAGCACAAUAAAUUAUUAUUUCUCUGUUGGAUAUACUGAUGAAUCAGCACCUGUUGGAUAUGUGGGAUGGGGUAUCAUUGCAUUUGCUUUAAUAGCUUUUGCUAUUUAUUUCAUUGUUGGUAUCAUCUAUAUGUAUUUUGCUAAAGGAGCACGAGGGAUUGAAGUCAUUCCACAUUUAAAUUACUGGAAGAGUCUCCCAUCACUCAUUAUAGAAGGAUGCUUGUUUGUUGUUAGUCCGUGCCGUAGGAAACUCAAAGGUGGAGGAGAGUAUGAAAAAAUCUAACAAAUCUAGCUGAACUAUAUAGGAUUUAAACUGCUGUUUGCUUAUUAGUUUCUACUACUGUUUGCUUUUCAUUUGGAUAAAACAUUUUUUUAUUUUUGUUGACUAUUAGAUCUAAUUAUUAAUAAUGAAA